Messenger RNA from Thalassophryne amazonica, 4903 nucleotides. It is a transcript of the gene nfkb1, whose product is annotated as nuclear factor of kappa light polypeptide gene enhancer in B-cells 1. The transcript is spliced from 24 exons. The record is from RefSeq and is a predicted model, not a curated record. Bases 218 to 2986 code for a protein of 922 amino acids. NCBI's taxonomy places the organism in Eukaryota, Metazoa, Chordata, Actinopteri, Batrachoidiformes, Batrachoididae. Gene Ontology annotation, cellular component: cytoplasm. Gene Ontology annotation, biological process: regulation of transcription by RNA polymerase II; canonical NF-kappaB signal transduction; innate immune response. Gene Ontology annotation, molecular function: RNA polymerase II cis-regulatory region sequence-specific DNA binding; DNA-binding transcription factor activity, RNA polymerase II-specific; protein binding.
GACUUUCCGUGUUGGUCAGUUUUAUUCGUUUCAUUGUCUGACAGACGUAAUUUUGUAGCCAUUGACAUAAUCAUGACGUAAUCACGUGGCGUGCUGACGUCAUCCUAUACGUUCUCGUCAGUGAAGGUUGGAUUGUUUUUUUGGCGGAGAGAUGAAGUGGUCUAAAAGGACCUUGGUGGUCUGAGGAGUGUCACUGGUCCUUCAUUGAACAGAUACCAUGGCUGCAGACGAGCCGUACCUGCAUCCUCAUGCCCAGAUAUUCGAUAACCUGAUGAUUGAGCCAUCGUGGGAUUUCUCACAUUUCCCUGUGAUGUCUCAGAGCACCGCCCUGCAGACAGCGGAUGGUCCUUUCCUGAAGAUCCUGGAGCAGCCCAAACAGAGGGGGUUCCGGUUCAGGUACGGCUGUGAAGGUCCAUCUCACGGCGGUUUGCCCGGAGCUUGUAGUGAGAAGAACAGGAAGUCAUACCCGACCGUCAAGGUCUGUAACUACCAGGGUCCGGCCCGAGUGGUGGUCCAGCUGGUGACGGCCUUCACUCCCCUCCCUCACCUACACGCUCACAGCCUGGUGGGCAAACAAUGUGACAAAGGAAUCUGUAUCGCCGACCUGCCGCCCAAAGACUCCACAUUAAGUUUUCCGAACUUGGGGAUCCUUCAUGUGACCAAGAAGAAUGUGGUGAAGACUCUGGAGGAGAGGAUGCUGGAGGCCUUCAAGAUGGGAUACAACUGUGGAGUCUCCAUCCAUCCUGAAAUCGACGGCCUACAAGGGGAAGUCAGAGUACCGCGUGAACUCACCGACGUCCAGCAUGCCGCCAUCAGCUCUGCAGCAUCUCUACAGGCUAAAGACAUGGACCUCAGUGUGGUCCGCCUUAUGUUCACAGCCUUUCUGCUCGACAGUGAUGGAGGAUUCUCCCGACGCCUUGAGCCUGUCUUGUCAGAGCCAAUUUACGACAGCAAAGCUCCCAAUGCCUCCAACCUGAAGAUUGUCCGCAUGGAUCGGACUGCCGGCUGUGUGAGUGGUGGUGAGGAGAUCUACCUACUGUGUGACAAAGUCCAGAAAGAUGAUAUCCAGGUUCGGUUCUACGAAGAGGAUGACUCGGGUCUGAUCUGGGAGGCACUUGGGGACUUCUCUCCAACAGACGUCCACAGACAGUUUGCAAUCGUUUUCAAGACUCCAAAGUACCGGGACCAGAACCUGCAGAAGCCAACCUCAGUGUUUGUCCAGCUGAAGAGGAAGUCUGACCACGAGACCAGCGAGCCCAAACCUUUCACCUACCAUCCUCAGAUCAUAGAUAAGGAAGAGGUGCAGAGGAAGAGGCAGAAGAUGCUGCCCAACUUCCACGACCUGAGUGGCCAUGGAGGAGGAGGAGGUCUCUACCGAGGAGGCGGAAGAGGAGGAGGAGGGGGAGGAGGCGCAGGAGGAGGUUACUUCCAGGGCUUCUCUACCUAUAACUAUGGAGGAGCAGGAGGCAGAGGAGGAUUCUCCACAGGAUACACAGCUGGUCUGGGGCCAGGAGGUGGUGAAGGCAAUGGCAUGAAACAUGUCUCCCAGGGUGAUGCGCCAGAGAACGGUGGUGAUGGUGGUGAUUCUGUUGAUGCGCUGUCAGGGUUAGUGUUGAGAACUUUGGACCACUUCGAAGGCCUGGACCUGAGUGGGACUCCUGAAGAAGGAGAAGCACAACCGGACAGAACAGCGUGCAGUAUGCACGAGCAGGUGCGUCAGCUCGAAGCUCUCUUUCAGUACUCUGUGACGGGAGAUUCAGCCUACCUGUUGGCUCCACAACGCCCCCUGCUGAUUGCCCAGGAUGAGGAUGGAGACACUGGACUCCAUCUAGCAGUUCUCCACAGUCAGCAGGAGGCACUGAGGAGUCUGACUCAAGUGGUUUGUGCUCUGCCUGGAGAGGAGGUCCUCAACAUCAGGAACCAUCUGUACCAGACUCCUCUGCACCUAGCUGUGAUCACCCAGCAGAAGGAGGCGGUGGAGGCUCUGCUGCUGGCCGGUGCUGAUCCAACUCUAACAGAUCGUCAUGGCAACACUGUCCUCCACCUGGCAUCCCAGCAGGAUGGAGGGAUGGUAGACUUCCUGUUACAGCACAGAGAGAUGAAGCCCCUGCUAGACACGCCCAAUAUGGCAGGUCUGUUUCCAAUCCACAUGGCAGUUUUGGCCAAUCAGCUCUCUUCUCUCAGGGAGCUGCUGGAGGCUGGAGCUAACGUGGAAGUUGAGGAGCGCAGUUGUGGAAGGACGGCCCUCCAUCUUGCCACUGAAAUGGAGAACGUGUCACUGGCUGGCUGCCUGCUGCUGGAGGGUAAUGCACAGGUAGACUGCUGCAACUUCAAUGGCUCCACCCCCCUCCAUGUCGCUGCUGGGCGGAGCUCCAUCAAACUGACAGCUCUUCUUAUGGCUGCAGGUGCAGAUCCACAGAAGGAGAACUUUGAGCCACUGUUUUACAGUGAAGAAGAGGAGGAAGAGUUCUGUACAAGUAAUGAAGACAGAGAUGAUGAAGGUUACGUCCCAGGAACCACUCCUCUCAGCAUGGCUACCACCGAGGAGGUGUUGGAGCUUCUGAGCGGGAAAGGAUACAAAUCUCCCCAGAAAUUCAACGUCCCCCCUCAGGGUGACCUGUCCACGCUGACCGCGGAGGUGAAGGAGGCUCUGUGUCGAGCUCUGGAGACUGAAGAUUGCUGGGAGGAUGUGGCUCAUAGUCUUGGUCUAGGUAUCCUGAACACAGCCUUCAGACUAAGUCCGUCACCUGCUGGAACCCUGCUGGACAGCUAUGAGGUGUCGGGCGGAACCGUCCAGAACCUGCUCGCUGCUCUCAGGUCAGUGAGAGAGUGCGGCGCCCUCGGUGUCCUGGAGGGGGCGCUGCAUCGCCCGUACUCAACAGCCGAAGACGCUGCAGCUCCACCUGCUGGAGUCCAGAAUGUGAAGGCAGACGUUCGGAUGGACAGCGGGAUGUGUGACAGCGGCGUUGAGCUUUCCACAGCGUGACGCUCUGAUUGGUCGGCUGACACUUUUGAAGCUUUUCAACUUUUUACUGAAGCAGACAAGUUUUAUGAACCUUUAGCGAGCAGAAACUCAACAGGAGGUCCGAUUUAGAGAAACUGUUCUGCCUAGAACGUGAUCCCAAACUCUCUCAGCUGUUACCAUGGCAACAUGAUGCCAUUUGAGCUGUUGGUGAAAAAUGUAUUACAUUUUUAUGAAAACAGACAGGACGUCCAACAUCGUGUGUCCACCAGAACCCAGUUCAGAUAAACUCAACUUACUGGACCACCUAACCCUCUGUGUGUGGAUCAAGCACUCAUUGCCUACCUGCCAUUAUUACCGCGAUUGACCACCAGGGGGCAGUCUCACUUCUUCUGUUUGUCACGUCUUUGUGAGGUCAUGAGGUCAAAAAAGAGCGUCACAAUGUGAAAUGACUCCAGAAUGUAAACAAGAAAAGAACCCAUGUGCCAGAAUCCAUAAAGCAGUUUGUCUGACCACAUAAGCGCCGCCAUUCUCCAUUUGAGGAGGCAGAUUACAAAAAAGCUCAGUUUUUAGAUGACUGACUGCUGAGAAAAGUCACAAUUUUAGCUUAAAAAUAAACCUCUCUGUGCCUGAGAGAACACCUGUGGCAGCGUUCAUUCAUAGACUCACUUUCAACAGAGGGGGCGCUGUGCUUUCACUAGCAGGGACACAACAGGGUCUGGACCAACAACAAUAAAAAAGACCGUCCUGAAAGUGGCAGAUAACAAAACGCGCCUCACCUCAUUGAGGUGAGCAUGAUGACAUCACAAAGACAAUCAGCCUGUGGGCGGGGCCACCCAUGAACACCUGCUCCAACUCCGAAGUUACAAAAACAGAUCCGACCCAAAACAAAACAUCAGAGCCGAUUUUACAAUUAUUUAUUCCACAUCCUCAUUUAACCUGUGGGAUCGGAGAGGGGGCAUGUCCAAAAAGAUGUCCCACCUCCUGACAGGUGGAUCCACUACAACACCUGAACUUUAAUUCAUGGACUAUCAUGUUUUAUUUAAAAAUAACUUCAAUUUAGUUGAUUUUUUUUUUAUUUUCACAACGAUGGUGUGAAACGUUUUGCCUUUAAUCUUUGCAUUACAGUGAGUGCAAAGAAACGACGCGUAUCCCAUUUGCAAACAUCCACCAUCAAACGUCUGAUAAUAAAUGAAAUGAUGCCCAUGUCACUUUAUUUGUGCUGAUCAUCACAGUGACCUCUAGUGACCUUUAUGUGGAUGAAAGGUCACAUGACCACAGAUUGCCCCACCCCUUGAGCAACAGCUGGAAAAUAAACUUGUGUGUCGUAUCGAGAAAAUCGACAAUGGCGAUGAACUAUUAAAUAAUUUAUUUAUAACAUCUUCCUUCAAUUUGUUUGGAUAAAAACCUUGAAAAGGAUUUGAAUUAAAUUCCAGCUAAUCUGGUUUGAGCCAGUUUCACAUCAAGGGUGAACUGGUUUUGACAAAAUUGUGCGGGUUCGGGUUUAAGACUUUUUUUGUCAAAACGUCUUCUGAGAAAAUUUGAUUGAUGUUUCAUAAACUAAGCAGUUAAUUGUAAAAAAAAAAUGGUGAUGAUAAUAAUGAAUGGUGCAUAAUAAAUAUUAUUUUGACGUAAAAAAAAAAUGUCUUGCUAAAUGUUAAUUUGCAGAAGCAAAAUUGCAGAUUGAGAUUUAUUGAUGUGAUAACUUAAAAUGUGGAUAUUUAUAUUUAAAAAAAAAACUUUUUAAAAACUCAAGCAGCUGCUUCAGUUUGAAACCAGUUUCUUCUUCAGUCUGAUAAAAUGAUUAAAAACCCAAACCUGUCCAAAACAAUGCAUUGUGGGAAAUGAAGUCCAGAACUGUGAAUUGCUUGUUCAUGUCAUAACAAUAUUCCGAAUAUUUUAUUUACUUUAAGUAGUUUAAAUAAUAAAAAAGGUUUUUUU